AUGGAUAAUAUACAAAGUGUUGAGCAUGAUCACUUUAAAAAUAUUCUCAGAAGAAAAAGGCAAUUUGAUGCUAGACAGCAUAGAAAACGUGUGCUUGGAGCAAAGAGAGCAAAGAGAUUGGCGGCAAUCAACAAAGAAAAUGCAGAACAAACUCAACCAGCUACUGAUACUAUAUCUUCACAUAUCAGAUUGCCACUAUCUUCUAUUUCUCCAAAUAUCCCAAGUUCCAACAUAUCUCAUCGAAAUAGCUUGCAGAAAACUCAUAGUAAAUCAACUUUGAAUACAUUGCCAAGUUCAUUAACAAAAAAACGCCCAAGAGUUGUUUCUCUCAGGAACAUUAAAAAUUUAGGAGUUAACCUGGGAAGGAGAUUUGAUAAUGAGUUUAUGCAUGGAAACACAUCAUCUUCAAGCCAUACACCACAUCCAGUUUCCAAUAUCAACGAACUUUUCCAAGAUGACAGUGAAGAUGAUGCAGGCUCCGGUAAUUCUUCAGAGACCUACAGUUCAGUUUCAAACUAUUCAAUGGAUGAGCAUGACGUAAGUUUCGACACUGACAUUGAAGAAACAGAUUUUCACAAUUCAGGAGAAUACUACGAUUUAGGUGACCCAUUAUUUGAGUGUCAGCAAUGUGGUGCAAAUAUGUGGUAUCUGGAGAGGAAGAACAAGUGUCGACAUUCUGCUAAUCCUAAGUUCUCAAUGUGUUGUGGAGAAGGAAAGGUUCAAAUACCUUUGUUGAAAGCACCACCACCCGUAUUGCAGAGCCUGUUGUUUGACCAAAACAAAAGUGAAUCAAAAGUAUUUCAACAACAAAUUCGUCUUUACAAUAUGAUGUUCUCAUUUACUUAUCCAGGUGCUACAAUGGACAACAGAUUUAACAAUGGUAGAAGUCCUCCUAAUUAUCGUAUUCAAGGUCAAUCAUGUCAUCAUAUAGGUAGCAUGUUACCAUUGCCAGGUGAAAAGGCCAGUUUUGCCCAACUCUAUAUAUUCGAUACUGAACAUGAAGUUCAGAAUAGAAUUGAUGGUUUCAGAACAAGGAACGGAGUAGAUAUUAAUAUAGUGGAAAAAUUAUCUUCAAUGUUAUAUGAACAUAAUGUUAAUGCUCAGUCUUUUAGGAUGGCAAGGGAUAGACUUUCUGAAGGAAAUGUGGCAGAUCUAAAACUCCGUCUCAUUUCUGAGCGCCAAACUGAUGGAAGAAUAUAUAAUCAACCAACAGUUUCAGAAGUUGCUGCUCUCAUUGUUGGUGAUAUUGGUACUGCAGAAAAAAGAGAUAUUAUAAUGCAGAAACAAUGUGGCGAACUUCAGAGAAUAGAUGAAUAUCAUACGUCUUAUUUGGGAUUUCAAUAUCCAUUACUUUUCCCUUAUGGUGAAGAUGGUUACAGACCCAACAUAAGGCAUCGCAAUAAAGGUUCUAACACGGUUUGUAUUUCAGAAACAACGUCUUCAGUAGCGGAAAUUGAGGAUGUUCCAUGGGAGGAAGCAACAAAAAGAAAUAGACUUACAAUCAGAGAGUGGUUCACCUUUAGGAUCCAGUCAAGAAAAAAUGAGGCACGGACAAUUCUCAAGUCAAGGAGAUUGUUCCAGCAAUUUUUGGUAGAUGGUUUUACGAUGAUGGAAUCUGAGAGACUUCGAUGGUUAAGAAAAAAUCAGUCAAAACUACGAGUAGGCAAGUACGAUCAUCUUGCAGAUGCUAGGACAAAUGGACAUACACGUGGUGCAGCUACAGGGAAAAGGGUUGUCCUACCUUCGUCGUAUGUUGGAAGCCGUAGAUAUAUGGAUCAGUUAUAUUUUGAUGGCAUGCCGGAAAUACAACGUGUACUAAGCUCUUCUAAUCUGAAAGCGCCCAAUCGUCCGGAUCUCAUUACAAGAAUCUUCAAAAUGAAAUUUGAUGCGUUACUGUCCGAUUUGACCAAAAAGAUUAUCAUGGGGAAGGUUCUUGCGUAUAUGUAUACAAUUGUGUUCCAGAAAAGAGGCCUGCCCCAUGCUCACAUAUUAAUUUUCCUUCAUCCGUCAAGCAAGUAUCCAACACCUGUUGACAUUGAUCGUAUCAUAUCAGCAGAAAUACCAAACAAAGACACUGACGAAGAGUUAUAUAACUUGGUCAAAUCUCACAUGAUACACGGACCCUGCAGAAAUGCUUUUCGUAAUUCUACGUGUAUGAAGGAAGGAAAAUGUUCAAAAUACUUCCCUAAAGACUUCAGACGUGAUACAAUCAUUGAUCAAGAUGGAUAUCCGGUGUAUAGACGAAGGGACAACGGACACACAGUUUCUAAGAAUGGAAUUGAGAUUGACAAUAGAUUUGUUGUUCCAUACAAUUCAAAGUUAUUGUUGAAGUACAGAGCUCAUAUUAACAUGGAAUGGUGCAAUCAAAGCACAUCCGUCAAAUAUUUGUUCAAAUACAUCAACAAAGGCUAUGAUAGAAUAACUGUUGCGAUUGUCAUGAAUGAAGAUGGAUCUGUUUCGCAACAUGACGUCGUCGAUGAGAUAAAGCAGUAUAUUGACUGUAGGUACGUUUCUCCAAGCGAAGCUUCUUGGAGAAUUUAUGCUUUUCCUAUUCAUGGAAGAAUACCAGCUGUAGAAAGACUUCAUUUUCAUGCUGAGGGACAAAAUUCUGUUUUCUAUACUGAUGUCAGCCCUAUUACCACAGUCCUUGAUAAACCGAGCGUUACGAAAUCAAUGUUUACAUCUUGGUUUGAAGCCAACAAGCAAUACGACGAAACGCGCCAACUAACGUAUAGCAAUUUUGUUUCGAAGUUUGUAUACCAAAGGAUUGCAAACAACAGAGGUUUGCUGCUAACAAAUGAAGAAAUUCUGAAUUUAACAUUGAUUGAAAUUGAAAAACUUCUUCGGCGAAGUCGUAAGAGUUUAAGUGAUUUACCUGGAAUGCCAAAACCACAGGGUUACAUACUUGAGGAGCUUGGAAACAAUUUCAUAUAUGAAGAGCGAAACUACGAUCCUGCUGAACAACUUCAAGAGUUUAAUACGCUGUACAAUAACCUCACAGGUCUAAACAAUAAUAACAUCAAAUUGCCAGAAGAAGUUCAAAUUAACAAAGAGAUGUUUCCAAACAAAUCUUGA
This is a messenger RNA of Vicia villosa (hairy vetch), 3075 nucleotides long. RefSeq lists its product as uncharacterized. Bases 1 to 3075 code for a protein of 1024 amino acids. The record is from RefSeq and is a predicted model, not a curated record. Lineage: Eukaryota; Viridiplantae; Streptophyta; Magnoliopsida; Fabales; Fabaceae. The transcript is spliced from 9 exons.